CUCAACGCCACGCACCAGGUCGGCUGCCAGUCCUCCAUCAGCGGCGACACGGGGGUGAUCCACGUGGUGGACAAGGAGGAGGACCUGAGGUGGGUGCUCACGGACGGCCCCCACCCACCCUACAUGAUCCUGCUCGACGGGAGCCUUUUCAACAGGAGGGUGCUGCUGCAGCUCAAGGGAACCUCCCGCGUUUCAGGCCUUGCCGUAGCCGCUGCUAAACCCAGCCCUCCCCAAGGCUUCUCCCCUGGUUUGCAGUGCCCCAACGACGGGUUUGGUGUCUAUUCCAAAGAUUAUGGCCCUCAGUACGCGCACUGCAAUAGCACGGUGUGGAAUCCCGUGGGCAGUGGGCUUUCCUACGAGGAUUUUGACUUCCCUAUUUUCCUCCUUGAGGAUGCCAACGAGACUCAAGUUAUUAAGCAGUGCUAUCAGGACCAUAACGUCCCCCGUGACGGGGCUGGCCCGGAGUACCCCCUGUGUGCUAUGCAGCUCUUCUCCCACAUGCACGCUGUCACCAGCACUGUCACCUGCAUGCGGCGCAGCUCCAUCCAAAGCACCUUCAGCCUUAAUCCAGAGGUGGUGUGUGAUCCUCUUCUCGACUACAACGUGUGGAGCACCCUGCACCCCAUCAAUUCCUCUGGAAAAGUCGACCCUGACAAAGAAGUCAUUAUUGUUGCUACUCGAAUCGACAGCCACUCCUUCUUCUGGAACAUUGCCCCGGGGGCAGAGAGCGCCGUCUCGUCCUUCGUGACCCACUUGGCCGCUGCUGAAGCCCUUCACAAAGCGCCCGACGUGCAGCUGCUGCGGAGGAACGUCAUGUUCACCUUCUUCCAAGGGGAGACCUUUGAUUACAUUGGCAGCUCGCGUAUGGUGUAUGAUAUGGAGAAAGACAAGUUUCCUCUCCGCUUGAACAACAUUCAUUCAUUUAUAGAGUUGAAUCAGGUGGCUCUAAGGAAUGACUCUGUUCUGUGGAUGCAUACGGACCCCGUCUCUCGGAAGAAUGAAUCUAUUCAAGGGCAGGUUGAAAACCUGCUACAAAUCCUGAGCAACAGCAGCACAGGAGCAAAUGUGACUUUGCAGGAGGUCGGAUAUUCCCAGCCUCUUCCCCCCUCCUCCUUCCAGCGCUUCCUUCGGGCCCAGCACAUCCCGGGAGUGGUCCUGACCGACCACCGCGCGUCCUUCCACAACAGAUACUACCAGAGCAUGUACGACACUCCGGAGAACAUCGGCGUGGAGUACCCUGAGGGGCUUAGCCCCGAGGAGACCCUGGAGUAUGUCACAGACACAGCCAAGUCCCUGGCAGAAGUUGCCACCGUGGUCGCCCGUGCUCUCUACCAGCUUGCAGGGGGAGCCAGCAACACCUCUGCUAUUCAGGCAGAUCCAAAAACGGUCGCUCGAAUGCUGUAUGGGUUUCUCAUUAAAAUGAACAAUUCCUGGUUUCAGUCCAUCAUUAAACCAGACCUAAAAGUAAUUCUAGGUGAUGUUCCCCAACACUACGUAGCAGUUUCCAGCCCCGUGAACACUACCUACCUCGUGCAGUAUGUGCUGGCCAACCUCACAGGCACCGUUGUCAACCUCACCAAGGAGGAGUGCUUGAACCCUGAAAAAACACCCAACACUGAGAAGGAAAUGUACGAGUACGCCUGGGUGCAGGGCUCUCUGGACCCUAACUCGACAUCACGGGUGCCCUUCUGCGUCCGCUCCACCGUCCGCCUGAGCAAAGCCCUCUCUCCUGCCUUCGAGCUCAGGCAGUGGGGAUCCACGGAGUACUCCACGUGGACAGAGAGCCGCUGGAAAGACAUCCGUGCCCGGAUAUUUCUGGUAGCCAGCAAGGAGCUCGAGAUGAUCACUUUGGCCGUGGGCAUCGUCAUCCUCAUCUUCUCUCUCCUCGCCACGUAUUUUAUCAACGCCAAAGCAGAUGUGCUUUUUAGCCUCCCUCGGGACUCUGGGGCAGUGGCUUACUGAAGAGUCUCCCUGUGCUUCAGAAGUCUC
This is a messenger RNA of Tinamus guttatus (white-throated tinamou), 1989 nucleotides long. NCBI's taxonomy places the organism in Eukaryota, Metazoa, Chordata, Aves, Tinamiformes, Tinamidae. The record is from RefSeq and is a predicted model, not a curated record.